This is a messenger RNA of Apis cerana (Asiatic honeybee), 9011 nucleotides long. Its product is annotated as death-associated protein kinase 1. Gene Ontology annotation, molecular function: protein serine/threonine kinase activity; protein binding; ATP binding. Gene Ontology annotation, cellular component: nucleus. Gene Ontology annotation, biological process: intracellular signal transduction; protein phosphorylation; positive regulation of apoptotic process. The record is from RefSeq and is a predicted model, not a curated record. NCBI's taxonomy places the organism in Eukaryota, Metazoa, Arthropoda, Insecta, Hymenoptera, Apidae.
UGAAUUAUGUAAAAUAAUUUAAAAAUUAGGAAAGGUUUUAUGAGAUUGCGAUGCAUUUUGAAGAAGGUGGCGUUUCACGCGACACAGGUAUAUCGAUUGUGUGUGUAGGGUGGCCGGCAUGAGUGAAGGCCGACGAAUGGGACACAAUUUUCGUAACGGCUCUUUGCGAAACUUAAAACUGUUCGAAUAGACUGAACGAUGAGCAUGAGUGUGAGAUGAUGCCAGGCACGUCUCGCCAAUUGGGAACUUCGAACGGUGGUAAAAACCGACUUCCUUUCAAUUGUUUUUAAUCUUUCUACAUAAUAUAGUGUCGAUGUUUCUGUCAAGGCUGGCAGAUGUUUAAUAUUUCUUUACAAUUCAAUACAAUCAAGAGAUGCAAAGCGUAUCAACAACGUUUUUAAUACACAAUCAUUCUGAUCUUAAUGAAAAUAUAUCCACGUGGCUACGUGUGUACGGAAGUGAUUUUCAUAUCUGUUUACUACAGGAUUGACAGGUGUCUAUGUUCUGCCCUGAGUGGGACACUUUAAUGGAGGUUCAUCAUGAACCAAUUGAAAAAAACUAUAAACUGUUGGAAGAAAUUGGCAAAGGACAAUUUGCAAUAGUACGAAAAUGUAUGGAAAUAAAGACUGGAGAGUUUUAUGCUGCCAAAAUUAUGAGAAAAAGACGAGUUGCCAGAGGUGUGGCAGCUGCAGAUAUUGCUCGAGAAGCAGGUUUAUUAGCACGACUAAGACAUCCAAAUAUUGUUUCAUUGCACAAAGUUGUUGAUACAGGCACAACAGUUGUUUUACUUUUAGAAUUAAUUUCAGGAGGAGAACUUUUUCAUUGGGUUCCAUCUGGUGAAUUAGAAGCUGCACAUGUGGUUCGUCAAGUUUUAAUGGCACUUAGUCAUUUACAUUCUCAUCAAGUUGCUCAUUUAGAUAUUAAACCUGAAAAUAUCCUUUUAUCAACUCCACCACCAAUGCCAAGUAUAAAAUUAAUAGAUCUAGGACUCUCACAUCGAUUAGUACCUGGAUCUGAACAUAGAGCAUUAUUUGGUACACCUGAGUUUGUUGCUCCUGAAAUUGUAAAUUAUGAACCACUCAGUUUGGGAACUGAUCUUUGGGCAGUAGGUGUUCUGACAUAUAUUCUUUUAAGUGGUGCAUCACCAUUUCUAGGUGAAGAUAAGCAAGAAACUUAUGCAAAUGUUGCUGCUUGUCAAUAUCAGUUUGAUAAUGAAUAUUUCAGUACAGUAUCUGAAAUUGCCAAAGAUUUCAUACGAUCCUUGUUGAUCAAGGAUCCAAAAGAAAGAGGAACUGCAGAAUCGUGCCUUAAACAUCCUUGGAUCCUCACGGAGUCGGAAGCCUCUCAAGGUCUUGGUGGAGCAAUGAUUAGUGCUGUUAAACGAGGCUGUGUUGAGGCUGUGUCUCAAUUAUUACUGCAAGGAGCACCAUUAAAUGUGAAAGAUUCUAAGGAAGAUACGCUUUUACAUAUAGCUUGUGAAGCAGGAGAUGAAGGAAUGGUAACUUUUUUAAUAGAAAAUGGAAUAGACUUGGAUACACCAAAUAAAAAGGGCUUAACACCAUUACAUGUGGCUGCUAGAUAUGGUUUCAUUAAUCUUGUUAGACAUUUGUGCCUUGCUGGUUGUGAUGUUGACAAAACAAAUCGUGGAAUUAGAGCAGAUGUAACAGCAAUCAAAUAUGGACAUCCUGAUAUUGCAUCACUGUUGGAUAAACUUCGAAAUCCCAUUCAACGUGAAAAUUAUAUUAAACAGCUACAGCCAACACAUAGACCAAUAGAUCGUUUACAUAUAAGACUUUUAGGACAUUGUGCAUCAGGAAAAUCAUCUUUAAUAAAUUCUUUAAAAUCGGGUAUUUUUAGUUUUGGAUUUUUUAGAAGAUCAAGAAGUCAAAAUUAUACUGCGAAGAGAGAACCAAGUAUUGAAUUAGAUGUAACUAGUAAACAUGGUUCACUUAGUUUCGAAUAUAGUGACAGUGAAUAUGAAGGUACACAAGGAGUAGAAUGGAGUCGUGGUAAUGUAGGUGGAGAAUGUAUCUUUUGGGAAUUAUGCGGUCGCGAAGAAUUUUUAGCAUCUUAUCAUUAUGUUCUUACUUUUCAACAACCUGCUGUACAUCUUAUUACAGUUAGUCUGAGAGAACCACUUACUGUACAACUUCAGCAAAUAAAAUUUUGGUUACGAUUUAUUUCAGAUCGUAUUGCAUCAACUAAUUUUGGUUUUGGUGGUAAAUAUAAUGAUUUAAAAGUAAUUUUGGUUGGUACUUAUGCUCCAGAACCUCUUGCCCCAAAUUCAAAUAAUGGUAGUCUACUUGCCCCACUAUUACCUUUUUUAAAAGAGUUCACUCCAAUUUUGGGAGAUGAACCACAAAUGGUCGCAGUGGAUGCAACUAAUCCUUCUAGUCCUGGUCUGAAACUUCUAAGAUCUUACUUGAAUAAUGCAAGGAUGGAAUUUUUAGAGGAAGGACCGGAAGUUGCAGAAAGUAUUCUCCGACGUGACACGCCGCGGGCUGCGGCCUCGUACGUGCCCUUGACGAAUCUUGAUAAACAGAGUGCACUAGUAUGGACUGGUCUUGCAGAAUCUUGGAGAUCGUAUGUGCAAUCUUUAGAAGUACCUCCAGUUAUGCUCACACAGGAGGAAUUUUUGAAGGAAGUAAGAAAAAUUAAUCCAUUAGUUUCUUUAGAGCAUUGUAGACAUCUUGGAUUACAAUUACAGAAUUUAGGGGAAUGUAUGCUUCUUCCUGGGAAUUUAAUAGUUUUAAGUCCAGAAUGGUUCUGGCAGGAUGUAAUAAAUUGGCAAUUAAGUUUAGAACAACGAGGACGUCUUGGUGGUCGUACUACAGGUGUUUAUGCUUUAGAAGAUUUUCAGGCUCGUUGUCCUUGUCCUGCAGGACAAGCUUUGCAAGCUUUACAAGCUGUAAAUUUGUGUGUACCAUGUGAAGUAGAUGAUGAUGAAGUAGAAUAUGAAAUACCAUGUUUGAAUCUUGUUGAGCGUUUACCAGGAUUAUGGGAACCAUGGAAACCAUGUUCUAAUAUUUUGCCUCAUACUGGUCUUCGUCUUUGUCCAUCUGAAGCACCAUUAUAUCAUUUGAUUGCAGUAUUUCCACAUUUACAAGCACAAUUAAGAAAAAUUACUCAAACAUGGGAUCCAUCAAAUUCAGAUUUAUAUCAAUGGUGGAGAGGAUCAAAAUUAUGUAUCGGUCCUUGCGAAAGUAUUAUUACUUUUGAAGAAGAAGAGCAGAGUUGUAUAGAGAUAAGAGUACGUGGACCGCGAGGUACCAGUGCCCAAUGUUUUGCUCUUUUUAGUAUUAUUCUGGAUGCUAUUGAAACGACAAUUGAAUUAGUUGCUCCUGGCAUGUUACUUGAAAGAUACUGGUUAAGUCCUAGUCAACUUCGCGAAUAUGAUGAAAUAAUAUAUUCUUGGGAACCAACAUCAAUUAUAUCAGCUUUAAUUGAUAAAGGUCUUGAAGAAGCAACUCUUAAAAAUCCUUUAAAUAGUCGAGAAGAAAGUGUAUGGGAAAUAGUAGGUUGUGGAUUACCUUUAAUAGAAAAUUGUCUUCCUGGACCAAAACAACCAAUAAAACAAAUUAAAGCUGCUGUGCAAAGAAGAUUAGCUCAGAUGCUUGAUCCUCCUGAUCGUCAUGGAAGAGAUUGGUGUUUACUUGCUGUAAGAUUAGGUUUGGGAGAUCGAGUUGCUCAGCUAGAUAGCACAGUAGAUAGUCCAACAUUGAGAUUAAUUAACACGGCUGGUGCUGAUUGCACUGUAGGAUCUUUAAUACAACAAUUACGAGCUCUUGAUCGAGAAGAUGCUGUACAUUUAUUACUCUCUUAUACACCGACAUAUAUAUUAUCAACAACUACUGAUUCUGAGACAGGAUCUAAUCUUUCUAGAUGACAAUGUUGCAUUUAUCAAUGGUGCAUUAAUACUUUCUGAGAUACGGAUUUCUGAAAGAAAUUUUCAUCUUUGUUAUGGGUUUAAUAGACUUACUACGUCACCGCUUCCGCCCAACAUAAAUUGUGCAUUGCUCUUCAGUACAUAAUUAUAAUAUAUUGUUUGUGUACUUAUUUAGAGGUAUAUUGAAAUGCACAUGCACUGAUGUGUACUUUUAUAUCAAAAUAUUAGAGCACACUUUAAGCGGCACAAAAAAAGUUCUUUUAAUAUAUUCCUUUUAAUAUAUACAUAUACACUUAUAUAUAGUUAAAAAGUUGCAUAAUUUACAUUUCUGUAUUUUUUUUAUGAACUUUUUUGAUUCUGGAAAUAUAUCAUAAUUUAAGUGUUAGUAUAAAAAAAAUAUUUAUAAUUCUGUUUUUGUUACAUUUGAAAAUAUUUACUUAACAAAAAUCUACAUAAAAAAAGUACUAAUUUUUAAUAUUUAGAAUUAAUAUUUAGAAUUUUUUCUUAAUUGUGAAAUAUUUGUAAGCAUUUGUAUUGUGAUAUUAUAUUGUAUGAUUAACUACAUUUUUAAUCAAGUUUCUUAAGUAAAUUUAUAUGUAUUAGACAAAAUAAUUCUAAAUAAUGUGUAUGCACGCGUAAAUCAUAAAACACGUUUACACACUAUAUAAUACAAUAUUAUCGUAUUUGAUACUAAUAUUGUUUUGAAAGCUUUUCUUGAUAUGCAUAUAUAUUAUAUCUUGCCAAAACUCAGUGUUAAUAUACGCUGCUUUCUAUGAUAUUUAGGAACUAUUUAUGCGAAAAAAGGAGUGAAACACUUCGCACAAUUCUUUGCUUUUGGUAUAUUUACGAAAGUUCCAUUCUUAUAUCGACAUUUUUUACUAAAUCAACAUUCCUAAAAUAUUUAUUAUGUGCCAUAAACAAAACUUGCUCAUCUAUACUUAUCAAAAGGUGAAAAUGUUUCUUUAAAAAUUGAUCCUUCUUUCUGCGUGUGAAAGUAAUUUUUUCGUAAUGACAUUUAAAAUAUGAAGGAUCACUGUUCAAAACAAUCUCAAAUAGUGACAAUGAAUUUUGAAUAAUGAUAAUGAAUAAGAUUAUUCAUAUUUUAUAGGCACAAUAAUAUUUCACAAGAUAUACUAUUCAUGUAUAAUAUGCAUGAAUGUAUAUUAUUAAAAAUAUUAUUAAAAAUAAGUCAAAUUUGUUGUUCAUAGAAAACAAUUCUUUGAACAUAUCUAUUAUGUAUUAACUUUAUCCAGUGGUCACUGCUUAUGUAUAGUCUGUUAAGUAGAAGAUGAUUUGUAUUCUUAUCUUAUAUAAAUAAUGUUUGAUACAAAUCUUAAAUGUAUGGAAAUAAUUGAAUAUGACAUGUGUAAAAUGUAAAAAUAUCACAAAAGUAAUGUCUUUAAUUCAUAUCUUAAAAAUUAGUUUUCAUUUGUAAAUUGUAUCUAAGAUAUUUUGGUUAUCUCUGUGUUCUAUUUUUAUCCAUUUAUUAUAUGAUAAAAAUUUAAUAUAAUGUUGUACAAUUAUAUAUUCUCGAAUCAUCGAAUUUUUUGGUAUUGAAUUAUUUUUUGAAAUUCAUGUUCUCAGGUUUAUAUUUUUAUGCACUGUGUUCAUUUUAUAUUUACAAGUUUGAAAUAUAAAAUUUUUUAAUAUUUUUAAUGUAAAUUAAAAAUAUUUUUAAUAUAAUUGUAAGGAAUUAUUUUCUUAUUAUGUACGCUGAAUUACGAACAAACAUUUGUUUUUAAAAAAUCUGUUAUUGCUCAGUAUUGUUAAUUAUACAACAUAUAUGUAUAUUUAUUUAAGAAAAAAACAAUUUUACUGUUACAGAGUAAAUGUAAAGACAUAUUCAAUUCAUCUGAUAGUAUUUGUGUUUUAUAGCUUUUGCUUGAUACAAUAUAGAAACCGUUAAAUAAAUAAUUACAUUUAAAAUUAAGAUUAAAUAUAAUAUUAUGCGCAACAAGGACAUUUUGCAGAAUAGAAAAUUGAAAAAUAUAGUAAAUAUAAUAUCAAUAAGUUGUUGUUAUUUAUAUUUUGUAAAAAUAGAAAUAUGAUAUUGUAUGAUUUUGUUGUGAUUAAUAGUAUUUAAAAUUUUCUAGCUUUUAUACUAACUUCGAUGUUACACAAAAUUUCUCUUUUUUAACUUGAUCUGUAAAUUUGCUUAAAAUUUGCUAAAAUAUAUUAUAAAAAUAGGAGAUAGAUUAUAAAAAAUAAUAACUUGAUAAAAUAUAUCAUUAGGAAAUUAUAUCCUUCAAAUUAUAAUCAAAAUUGAUGCGGAAGUAAUAUAUUAAUGUUUUAAAAAAAUCUUAAACUUUUAAAAUAGUAAAAAAAAAAAUGUAAUAUAGAAUAGUUCAAUAAAUUUCUACAUUGUGAAUUAAAUUCGAAGAAAAAUUAUUUAAUUAUUGCAAAGUGUCGUAAAGUUGCGUUAAAUUUUAUUUAUCUUAUAUUCACUUAGUAGGAUGUAUUUAUAUUUAUUAUCCAUACUUUUGUAAAAAAAAAAUUCAGCCAUGAGUAGAAGCGAAUAUGAAUUCUGAAUAGAAAAACUUAUAUGCUGCGCAUUUGUUUGUAACGUCAAAGAAUGAGAAAUACAUUAGCUGAACGAUAUGUGUAAUUAUUCCUUUUAUACCGGAAAAAAAUGUCAAUAAAAUCAUGUUGCUUCAUAAUCUUUAUCAUGAAACAAUUAUUGUCAUACCAUUUUUAAUUAUCGAGAUAGAAUUCCCGCGUUUCUAAUGUACAUUGGCAGUCAUUGUGCACGAUAUCGAUUCGAUACAAAUCGAGUGCUGGUAGAAGCGGGAAAAUUUAAAUAUCAGGAAGAUAAAGUGGAGAACGCGGCGCGAAAUUAGAAAUUUUCCAAGAUAUCGGAAAAUCGAAGAAUGUUUAUCUUACUAUGGUAUUUAUGUAGACUAGGUUACGUAGUCGAUAGGAAAUAGGAACGGAAUUCUUUCGAGCCGAGAAUAGCAUAAGAGAGGUGGAGAUCGCGUUUCGUUGGUAGCCACUGCAGCGAGUAGCAAUCAGCCAGUGAAGAGCCGGGAUAAAAUCGGGACAAUAGCCAACAAGGCAACAAGCAAUUAUAGAAUUGGAUUGGAUCGAGAAGUUCGAGGAGGCCUGCGACGCCGGUUUCGUUUUAUUUUAGCUUAGCUUUCGAAGGCAUCCGGUUGUACAUUCUCAUCGCGGAUCAUCGCCACGAUUACAACAGUUCAAAUUGCCGACGAAGGAUAAACGAUAAAAGGAUAGAAAAGUAUAAAUCGUCAUCAUGGAGGCGAUUAAAAAGAAGAUUGCGGCGUUGAAGCAAGAGAUGGAUGCUGCUAAUGAAAAAGUAGAGGCAAAUGAAGCGAAGGCGAGAUCAGAGAACUUUCGUGCGGAUAAGCUGAACGACGACGUAAGAGAUCUGGCUAAAAAGCUCACUCAGCUCGAACGAGAUUACGAAGUGGCCAAAGCGAAUUUAGAGCAAUCUACCGCUGAUUUGGAACAAUGCGAAAAAUCUUGGUCUAAGGUAAACACGUGUUUUAAACAGAUUUACGAAAGUUGAUAUUGUUUAUAUUUGAUGAAUGACGUUAACAGGCAGAGCAAGAUCGAACCACGUUGACCAAGAGGGUGCAAGAAAUUGAAACAACGUUAACGAAGAAGGAGGAAUUACGUAUUACUGCUCAAACGAAACUUGGACGUGCAUCAGAACUUGCGGAUGAUGCACGAAGGUUUUUAUUAAGAAUUUUAUAUAAUAGAUAAAAUAUUGGAAUUUUCCUUUUUCUUCGUCAUUUUUUAAGUUCGCAGAUCAAAAUAUAUAUUAAUAUGCUUUAAAGUAUGAAUAAAAUUUUAAAAAGUAUGAAUAAAUUAGCAUACAUGUUUUUCUUUCUUAGAAUGUGCAAAGUAUUAGAAGAUAGAAGUCGGCUGGACGAAGAACGCAUGGAAAAAUUGAUGCAAGAACUGAAAGAUGCAAGAUUAAUUGCUGAAGAUGCGGACGCCAAAUCUGAGGAAAUAUCGAAGAAAUUGGCGCUCGUUGAAGAGGAAUUGGAAGGAGCGGAGGAGAGAGUGAAAACCAGCGAGGCGUUUGUAUAAUUAUAUGACAUAUUUUUAACUUAUAAAAUUUCUAUAAAUUUUUCUUUUACAUUCUUAACAUGUGUUUACAGAAAAAUCAUAGAACGGGAAGAUGAGCUUUUUAUCGUGCAAAACAUCGUAAAAUCUUUAGAAGUAUCCGAGGAAAAGGUAAUUAUUAUAAUUUCAUUUAUAAAUUCAUUUAUAAAGUGAUAAAUAUAAUUUUUAAAAUAUAGUAAAAUUCAAUUAAUCCUACAUCAAUUUUUAUUCUUUUAUCUUUAAAUAAAUAAAUAAUUUAUUUAUUUAGGCUAAUGCACGAGUGGAAGACUUCAAAAUACAAUUAAAACAAUUAAAAAAAAAAUUGAGGGAGGCUGAGAAACGUGCCAUUCAUGCUGAAAGAACAGUGAAAAAAUUGUUGAAGGAAGUCGAUAUGAAGGAAGGUAUGAUAAGUAGUAUAUUGAAAUAAGAAUUCAAUUUUGUUUUUUUUUUUUUUAAAUAAGAUUUUUUUAAUGACAAUUGUGUUUUAGAUGAACUCAGAGAAGAAAAAGAAAAAUACAAAGCAGUCUGUGACGACAUGGAUGCUACAUUCGCAGAAAUGACAGGAUAUUAAAAUUACAGAAACGGAUGGAGUUUCUUUUAUUUUGCUAUUCUAAGCUUCUUCCGCUUAUUCGCUACAUUUAAUAAUGGACAUCAGUCGGCUGUGUUCAGCUACGCUGAUUUAAUUCGUUGAAGUGUUCGUCGUAUAGUGUACCGUGAAAAAGAAAACGUUUGAAUGGGGUUUCAAAUAAUUAUAAUAUAAUUAAUUCGAUUAUGCGAAAUUAUGCAAUUAAUAUGGUGACUAGAAAGUGACUAGACAGUUAGUUUUUGUUAAUCGCUUUGCUUCAAGCUUAACACUUUGCUAAAGCUUCAGAGAUAAUCGAGCUUAAUUGCUUCAGAAACAAAUAGUCUCUUUUCGAUAGAAUUAACGGUAUUACCUAUUUUUCUUUCAGAGACAUUGAAGAGGAAUUUCUGUGCACAUGAAAACAAGUGCAAUACCGUAUCCCCUUUUUAUCAUUGUAUGCCAAAUCUGUAUUUUCAAUAAACGGUAUUUAAAAAGAAA